CUCAUAUUAUAUAAAGACCCAAGACACUCUCACUUUUCGACAGGAUAACCACCUCUGUGAGCAUUCUUUAGCACGUGAAAAGGAAUCAUUAGACCUCUAAACACUCUUUUUUUUUAAUAAGGACUCGAAACUUUUGGUUACAUAUAUCGAGCAGCAUUUGUUAGACAGUCAUAUAACAAAAAUUUUCGCACAUUUCCUGGUAUAUUGGUCUUUUUUGAAAGCCAAUUCCAGUUUUGAAUUUAUCAUUAUAUUUGUUAAUUAGUUUUCUUAUAUUUCUAAAACUUACAUAUCACUCAUUCUUUGCGAUUUUGAUACCUCUAUUAUCUUUUGGUUCCCAUUCUAUAGAUUCCUUACGUCUCUCUUUUCAUUUAGUAUUCUCUUAUUGUCUGUUAUUUGAAGAUUUAAAUUCCCUUGCUUUCUUUACAAAUUCUAUCUUUGAGAUUUCCUGAAUUCAUAGACUUUCAAGUUUUCGGUUUGCAACUUCCCUAAAUCUUUGAUUACAUUCUUUGUCUCGAUUUCUAUACUCUCUUUUGCACGAUGCCUUCGUUAAGUUCUAUUGUUUCCUUUCUCACUACUACUUUCCUUCUUUUCCACGCUGUUUCUGCGUACGUGAUCAAGCGCAAUAACCCUGUCUUUGAUUACACUUCUGAAAAGAUUCGUGGUGUCAACGUUGGUGGUUGGCUUCUCAUUGAAGACUGGCUCAAUCCCGAGUUGUUUUCCCAAUUUAAUGGCAAUAGCAAUGCCCCCUCUGAUGAGUGGGGAUUCUGUGAAACCCUUGGUAAGGCUGAAGCUUACAAUCAAUUGUCUUAUCACUGGGGCACUUUCUUCACUGCCGAAGAUUUCGCCCGCAUUGCUAGCUGGGGUAUUAACGCGGUUCGUAUUCCUAUUGGUUAUUGGGCUUUCAGCGUUGAAGACAAUGAGCCUUACGUUCAAGGUCAAGAAUUUUGGCUGGAUCAGGCUAUUGAAUGGUCCCGCAUGAACAAUAUGAAGGUUUGGGUCGACUUGCAUGGCGCUCCAGGUAGUCAAAACGGUUUCGAAAAUUCCGGUAAGACUGGUAGCGUCGACUGGCAAAAGGACGGAAAUACUAACCGCACUCUUCAAAUCAUGUCUUACGUUACUGGCAAAUAUACUCAAGAUUCUUACAAAGACGUCGUUAUUGGCAUUGAAACUGUGAAUGAACCCUUAGGUAAUUCUCUUAACAUGGAUGAGCUCAAGGAAUAUGACUUACAAGUCUAUGACAUGAUUGCUAAUAAAUCCAACUCUGUCGCUACCAUUGUCCACGAUGCUUAUGUGGACUUGUCGGAAUGGACCUAUGGCCCUAUUUCUGGCAAUAUGUAUAACUUGGUGAUGGAUAUUCAUCGUUAUCAAUUGUACGAAAGCGGUGAAUGCUCCAAGACUUACAACGAUCAUCUCAACAGCAUUUGCAGCCUCGGUGAUCAAAUUGCCAAUAAUCCCUACAUCACAGUCACUGGCGAAUGGUCUUCUACUUUGGCCGACUGUACCAUUUGGAACAACAGUGAAUCUUCCUCUUCCUUCAUCGGUGUCAACAGUGGUAACAUUACUACAUGGACCAAUGAGUACAGAAAUGCUAUUCGUUUGUUUAUCGAGACUCAAUUGGACCAGUUGGAGCGUGGCGCUGGUUGGUUUUACUGGACUGCUAAAACUGGUGGCCAGAGCGCUACUUGGGACAUGGGUAUACUCGUCGAGAAUGGAAUUUUCCCCCAACCUUUGACUGACAGAAAAUUCUCUUCUUACUGUAGUUAAACUCAUAAUAUGUCCACUAAUAUUAUAUCUUGGAUCUACAUAUCUCUCGUUUGUUAGGGUUUUGGUGACCCCUGUAUGCUUAACUUAAUUGGUCGUUUCCGUUUAUUAUUAUUAUUAUUAUCAAUAAAAUAAUCCUAAUCCAAAA
This is a messenger RNA of Schizosaccharomyces cryophilus OY26, 1909 nucleotides long. Its product is annotated as glucan 1,3-beta-glucosidase I/II. Lineage: Eukaryota; Fungi; Ascomycota; Schizosaccharomycetes; Schizosaccharomycetales; Schizosaccharomycetaceae. Gene Ontology annotation, biological process: glucan catabolic process. Gene Ontology annotation, molecular function: beta-glucosidase activity. Bases 538 to 1764 code for a protein of 408 amino acids. Gene Ontology annotation, cellular component: extracellular region; cell surface. The record is from RefSeq and is a predicted model, not a curated record. The transcript has a single exon.